AUUUAAUACAAUACCAAUAAUCAGCUCAAAUUAGCGGCAUCUGUUGGUUAUUUUUUUGUGCCACAGAAAGUAUUAAAAUUGCUUAUACAGUCAAUAACGGUAACUGUAAUACCUGCCUGUGUGUGUAUAGUGUUCUCGUGUGCGUUAGUUGUGUGUGUGUGUGUGUGUCGAGCAAAUAUAAAAUCGUAACGUAACGAGCAAAAGAGGAGAAAAGAAAGAACGAAACAAAAAACGUGUGAAAACUACAUAAAAAAAUAAGGAGCGGCGCUGUCGUCCAAUUUACGUCGCCGUCUUCUUCGUCAGUGUUUGUUGUCGUCGCCUCGUUCGUCCUUUAUUUUAUUUCGUCCUCGUACAACAACAACAAGAAGAAGAAUUAAAACAACGUCAAGGAUCACCGCAAUACGCAGUUUCCAAAUGCUUUAAAACGAUUCGACAACCUCUAAGGAAGUUAUAAUAACAAAAGACAAGCAGCGAAUCAAGAACCGAAAACACCAAACAAACAAAUAAACAAAAACCCAAAGUCAAAGGAGGCUCGCAAAAUUUUUUACAAAUUUGCAAAUACAUUUUAAGGAAAAAUAUAAAAGGAAUCGGUGUCCUUCGUUGUCUCAAGCUCUUCUGCUUUCCCGGAGAAACGAACCCGUUGUUGGACUUUAUUUGUGGCGCAAGGAGAAACCUCUCUUGGAAUGGCACUCUUGGGAGAGCGCCAGUGCAUUAGGGAGCAACAGCAGCAGGGUCAGCAGUAGGAUCAUCAGUAUAGAAAAGCCAGCUCAAAGGGCUCAAAAGGGAAGGAUUAGAAAAUAGGAAUCAGGAUAUAGAAAGCAGGAUAUAGGAAGCAGGAAGCAGGAAUCACAGCUCAGCCAAAAGAAAGGAAUCAGUUUUAUCGGAAGACAAGCACAUAUUUAACCAGGGAAAAGAAAGAAAGGAUCAUGACUACUUUGGAGGAGUCUGUUCAGGCGGUGGACACGGUGGACCCGUGUCCCCCGGGUAUUCCCAGCCUGAAAACUGUACUCAGCGAUGAUGCGUCGAACUCAUCGGUGCUGGAGGACAUCGAUGUGAGCAACACGAGCAGCAGCAGCUCUAGUUCCAGCAGCUCCAGCUCCAGCUCUGGGUCUUGCUCAGGUUCGGGCACGGAUACCGACACCGGUAAGGGGAGCAGCACUGUCGGUAGUCUGGAUGUGACUAGCUCUUCGAGCAUUGGAUCGGCGGCUUCUAUCUCAUCGACGGGCUCCACCGCCAUAGCCGGACCAUCUGGUGGUUUGCUGGACGACUCGAAUUCUUCGGGAUUGGGCCUGGUUGUGGAUGUGGAUAGUUCCGGGAGCAGCCAGGAACUGAGCAGCCAUGGUGUCACCGAGCUGGACUCGUUGGAGGACUCGUGCAGCGGGCUGAUGGUUAAGGAUGGGGAUAAGCUAUGCAAGCUGUGCAGCAUGCGCCUUGUAAUGCCGCGCAUUUUGACUUGCCUGCACGUAUUCUGUGAGGAUUGCCUGCAGGUUCUGAUAUCGAAGGACUCGAUCGCAGCCAGCUCGCCGAAUAGCUGCUCCUCGUCUUCAUUCGAUGGCAGCGAGAACAACCGUCUGCCAGCGCUGUUUCUCGAGUGCCCCGUUUGCAAGCAGGAAACUCCCUUGGGCCCCAAAGGGAUCAAGGAUUUGACCUGCGACUAUAUUGUGACCAAUAUACUGGACCUCUCCAACCUAGAGUCGGAGCAUAUUGUGUGCACAUCGUGCAAGAGCAAAGAGGAGGCCAUAUCGCGGUGCAACGAUUGUGCCAACUUCCUGUGCAACGGCUGCGAUAAUGCUCACAAGUAUAUGCGUUGCUUCGAAAAUCAUCAUGUCGUGCGUAUCGAGGAUCUGACAAAGAAUGUUCACGACAAGCUUAUCAUCCACAAGCCAGUGUGCUGUCGCCAGCAUGUGAGCGAGAAUCUCAAGUACUACUGUUUCACCUGCCAGGUGCCCACCUGCAAUGAUUGCCUGCUGAGCGAUCACAAGGGUAGCGAUCAUCACUACGAGACUGCCACGGUGGCGGAGCAGGCGGUUCGCGCCGAUUUUGAGCACACCCUGACCGAAGCGCUCAGGAAGGCUGACUAUUGCAACGAUGCGGGCGGCAAUCUGGGCAGUGCCCUUACUGAACUCCAGUCGCAGCACGAUACGGUGCGCCAGCAAAUUGAGGAUGCCUACAAGAGUUACAAACGUAUGUUGGAAUCGAUUAAGGAUCAGCUCCUUAACGAGCUGGGUCGCCUGCACUCGGAUCGCGAGUUGAAGAUCAUGGAUCUGAUGCAAAGUAUGGAGAAUAAUAUGGGAAAGCUGCAGCACGCCGCCCAAUUUGGCCGUCGGGCCAUCGACAAGGCCAAUGCCGUUGAGUUUCUUCUGUUGAAGCCCGUGAUUAGUGCCCAGUGUUUGAAUCUCAUAGAAAACACGCCCAAGUGCGAUGUUAACUAUCAGCUGCAGUUUGACUCGAAGCCUGAAAAGUUCGAGCAAUUCGCCAGGGAGAUGUUUGGUAAAUUCCAAACCGAUCAGAGUGACUCUAGUCCCAAGAAGCAAGUGAUGGCACAGCAGCAGCAACAAGUGCAGCAGCAAGUGCAACAGCAGCAGGUGCAGCAGCAACAACAGCACCAGCACCAAGUGCAGCAGCAGCAGCAAGCGCAACACCAGCAGCAGCAGCAACAGUUGCAGUUGCAGCAACAGCAGCAGCAGCAUAGCUCGAACAAUUUGAUUGUGGGCCAUCGGGGCAGCUCUUCUGUUCAAGGACGCCUGAGCUCUGCUGUAUUUAGCCCCAUCUCGCUGCCCUCCUCGUUGCAGAGUUCCUUUGAUGGCGACACCAACUCGGUGAUGACCAACUUUUCUAUGAUGGACUCGCCGCCACAGCCAUCUUCGCAGCAGCAAUUGCCUUCAGCCCAGCAGCAGCAACAGCAGUCUCAGCAGCAACAGCAACAGCAGCAGCAACAACAGCAGCAGCAACAGGCAGCAGUGCUGCAGCAAGUCCAACAGCAGCAGAAGCACCAGCAACACCAAGUGCAGCAACAGCAACAGGUCCUGCAUCAACAACCAUCGGCCCAAUCCAUGCCUCCACAGAUGGGUCAGCUUGUUGCUCCACAAGGCAUUGUCCAGCAGGCUGGACAUGUCAAUCUCAAUGCUGGUCCCGGUCCUAAUAUAUCCAUCAAUGGCCUGGGUGCUGGUGGUCCACCGCCCAGUUUCAGCAUGCUGGAGUACAAUAUCUCACGUUUGGCAAGUUUAACCGAACCGAUGCCCGACACCCUCCACGAUGCCCUGGCUGUCGGAGGAGCUGCAGCUGCAGCUGGCCCGAAUGUUCCCCAAGUUCCGGGUGGUUCGGCUGUGACCGGUGGAGCCGUUGUAGGAGCACCGCAUUCACAUCAGCAGCAGCAGCAGGCCGUAAUGCCGGCAUCAGCCGUAACCCCCACGCAGCCAAUUACCCUGGCCGAUAUCCUCUCGGGCGACCAACGGGCGCUCAACAAUCUCCAGGCGCUGGCCAAGCUGGGACUCAACAAUAAUGAUGAUGAUCUUUUGUUGAACGGAUCCUCAACGGGCAUUGAUUUUUUAUCAGAUUUCUGCAUGCCACCGGCCACUUCGCCCAGUCUUCAAUCCCUCAAUCCGAUCGUGGGUGGCGUGGAGGACAUAGGACUCAAUAACUUCCAUGCCGUGGCUGCGCCGGGCACCACCAGUGUUGUUACAGGCCGUAACAAGGCCACUCCAAUGCAGAUCCGCUGCAAAUUCGGUUCAUUGGGUACAGCCAAGGGUCAGUUCAAUUCACCGCACGGAUUUUGUCUGGGCGUUGACGAGGAGAUCAUCGUGGCGGACACUAACAACCAUCGCAUUGAGGUCUUUGACAAGAUGGGCGCCUUGAAGUUCCAGUUCGGAGUGGCUGGUAAGGAGGAGGGUCAACUGUGGUAUCCACGCAAGGUGGCCGUGAUGCAUAACAACGGCAAGUUUGUUGUAUGCGAUCGUGGAAACGAGCGUUCCCGUAUGCAGAUCUUCUCCAAGUGCGGACACUUUAUGCGCAAGAUUGCCAUCAGAUACAUUGAUAUCGUAGCGGGAUUGGCUGUCACUGCCAAGGGGCACAUCGUGGCUGUGGAUAGCGUGUCGCCCACCGUGUUUGUGAUCUCCGAGGAGGGCGAGUUGGUCCGCUGGUUCGACUGCAGCGACUACAUGCGCGAGCCCUCCGACAUUGCCAUUCGAGAUAACGACUUUUACGUGUGCGAUUUCAAGGGCCAUUGCGUGGCCGUUUUCCAGGACGAUGGCACAUUCCUCUAUCGCAUUGGCAACGAGAAGGUCACCUGCUUCCCCAAUGGCAUCGAUAUAUCGAAUGCCGGGGACGUGCUCAUUGGCGACUCGCACGGCAAUCGCUUCCACGUCGCCUGCUACUCCCGUGAGGGCGCCCUCCAGUCCGAGUUCGAGUGUCCCCAUGUCAAGGUUUCCCGCUGCUGCGGACUGAAAAUCACAUCCGAGGGCUAUGUGGUGACGCUGGCCAAGAACAAUCAUCAUGUUCUAGUCCUGAACACCCUCUAUGUUCACUGAUUGCAAAUCAAAGCGCGCAACAAUCGUCCAUCAGUCGAUAUGAACAAAUACAACUACAAAUACUCGUCGGGCAAGAUAUAUGGCUGUCGACGUCAGCAGCAGACAACCAGCUGCAUCAGCAGCAAUAACAGCAAUAGCAACAGCAACAUAAACCUCUUGGGAAGGAUUCAGCCUCAACACUGCAAUAGUAACAGCAUCAUCAGCAACAUCAGCAACAUGAGCAACAUGAGCAACAUGAGCAGCAUAAGCAACAUGAGCAACAUAAGCAACAUUAGCAACAUUAGCAACAUGAGCCACAUUAGCAACAUGAGCAAUGGCAGCAACAUCAAUCAACAGUAAUCGAAAUGUUAAGCAAGAAUCAACAUCGUCGUGUUGAAUGAAUGAAUGAAUGAAAUGAAAACAAAACAAGCUGCAAUAUCAACAUUAUUAUUAACAGCAAAGCAACAAUCCAGUUAGACGUAUAUAUCUAUACGAGAUAUAUACGCGAAGGGGAAGAAAAAUCUCGAAACACCAAAAAAUCCUUUUUAACCACAAAAAAUGUUGCCGUGUUAUGAGCCACUGCAACUAUAUAAAAAAAACGAAAACGAAAACCAAUAACAAAUGAUAAACAAAAUGCAACAAAUACUAUUUUUGAUCUCUAAUUUAAAAACAAUUAGCGCUACUACUAAAACAAACAUCAACAAAUCUAACAAAGAAAAACAAAAAAUAUUUUACUUAGUAUAACGAAUAUAACAAACAAACAAAAAAAACCAAACAAACAAACAAAAAACAAAACAAAGAAAACAAAAGAUAAGAACUUGGGAUAUUUUCAAAACGUUUUUUAAAAACUCUUAAAUUGUUUUCAAUUAUGCUUUUUUCAUUGAAUUUAUUUUCUUGUUAAAAAUUGUCAUUACACAACACACACACACAAACACACAUCCAUUACACACAACAUACGCCACACUCACACAAACACUACUACUUUACAUGUUACUUAUUAUCUAUAUAGACAUAUAUAUUGUUAUAUCGACCGAUUAGCUUUUUUGUGCAUACCCUUCCAGAAUCUUUUUCUAAAAAACAAAACAAAAAAACGAAACACGCAUAUAUAUAUCUACACCUAGUAUACAACAUCUAUGUAUAUCUAGCAAAAUGUGCAACUUUUGUGCACAGGUUUUUUGCUAACAAAUAAGGAAGUAAAUAAUUUGUUGAGGGCGUCAUCAGAGGUCGCGUACAGGCAAUAAUUAUAGAUGAAGAUGAAAUCUAAGUAGUUUAUUUUGAUUUCGAACUCUGAAACAAAAACACUAAGAUAAAAAAAAUUCAGAAAAUAAAAAACUGUUUAGGUUUUUCCUUACGCUGCUUAUAUAAGGUGAUAUCUAUUUAUAUAUAAAUCUAUAUGAAUAUAUGAAAAACAAAACAAAACAAAAACUAUAUAUAUAUCUUAAACAUAUAUGUGAAAUCCUAUGACUAUAUGACUUUGCCAUAUAAUAUACAAAAAGCAGGAUGAGAGCUAGGAGUAGGGAGUUAGGCAUAGGGUUAGCGAGGGACGUAGGACGAAUGGAGGCAAAACACACACAUACACACCACUACACCACACGGGGCAGAUAUCCGCGUAUAUCCAGAAACCGACCCAGAGAAUACAUUCGAUAUGUAUCAAACUAAUGGCGUUCUUCACGCCACAGAUCCAACAAGAACUACAGACAACAAAAACAACAAACUCAACAUACAAAUUAUUCUGUAAGCUAACAAACCAAACAAAACGAAUGCGAGUCCGCAUUAGGCCAACAACUAUAAUAACUUAAACAGCAGCAGAGACGAGACAGCAGCAGCAGCAACAACAACAACAGCAACAACAAGAAGAAGAAAAAGCGUUAAGGAAAACCUACAAAGAAGAAAAAAGCGUAUCUGUUAAGUUCUUAUAUACAUUGUUAAAACCAAACAAAUAACAAACAAACAAACGAUAUUCCUUUUGCUUAUAUACAAAACAAAUGCAAUACACGUGCAUGUAAUCGACAUACACAGAAACACACAUACACACCACAACAAAAACACACAGAUAACAUCCACACUCACGAUGAUUUAUAUAGACGAUAUAUAGACAACCAUUUAAGAUGAUAUAUGUACGGAUACAUGCAACAUUUCUUUCCCGUUGUAAUACAAUAUAAGGCUGGUUUACUCCCAAGACAUUAUUAUUUAUCUAUAUACAAAAUAACAUAUAACAUUUUUUAAUUGUGUGAAUUUUAUGAUGUGACGAAGAUGAAACGAUAACGAUAGUUAGAUGAUCAGCGUUGAAGUGGCGUUUUAUUUAGAUGUGAAGUUGGACGAGAAAGCAAAGCGAAGCAAGCAACUUAUUUUUUAUAGGCUGUAACCACAUUUAUUAUACAUCUACACUUACACAUACACACAUACACAUACAUAAAUACACCCAUACAUACUCACAUACACAAAACAAACAUAUACAUAUACAUAUUAUAUACAACGAAACGAAUCCUUUGUAUUGUGAACAAUAUCCUGUUCGUUUUGUUUAAAACCAUUCGAUUCCUUUUCAAUGUUUUAAACAACAGAAACUAAUGUUAAACAACCUAUAAUUUGCAUUUGUGUUUCACAAUGCGCGCAGUAAAGUGACGAAAACUGUUUUAAAUCUUGUCAUUUUUUAUUUUUAUUUUUUACUUUUAUUAAUUUGUAAUCCUAGUUUAAGUAUAUACACACAACACAAAAAAGAAAAAAGAAGAAAAGAUAAAACCCAUAAAAGAACGCGUUUACGUCAAUGUUUAUGUUAAAUGUUAGUAGCCAGAGAAGAGAGAACGAAUAAUAUAUAUAUUAAACUUUGCUUAACAAUAAUUUACUACCAUCGUUAUACGAGUGUAGUUGUAAUUAUUUUUGUUUAGUUUUUACUUUGUUACGUGUGAGGCUACACAAUUUCUGUACACAUUAAUUAUAAUUUAGUAUAAGGGUAAACAACAACAACAACAACCUGUUAACAACUACGACAACCAAUGUGAAACGCUUCUGAUUAUGUUAUACCACUGAAAUUAUAAACAUUAUUAUGAUUAAUACUAUUUACCCCAAAGUUGUUGAUGGUAGGUGAAGAUGGUGAGGAGUGAGGAGGUCUUAGAAUGAAUGAGAUAGAUUGAGAGAAUGAGAUAGAUCGAUAGAGAGAGGGUAAAAAAAAAUGCAAUUUUUUUGUGAAACAAUUUGGCUGUUGAAAUAUAUAAUUUUUAAUUUAAAUAUGUUUUUGCAUUUCGUUUAUUUUAACUUAGGCCCCCCAGGCAAAUGUUAUAUUAUUGAAUUGAAUUUAUAUUGCGAAAUCCCUUGGAUUUCUGUUAGCUUUCCUCUUUUUUUUCGUUAGACCUUUCCUUUUCCAUUCUCGCGAAUACAUAUAUAAUAUUAUAUAUAUAUUUUAAUUAACUACUACUGCAUUAACUACGGAAGUAUUAAGAGGAAACAUUUUGCUAAAGGCAAUCGGAGCACUCAAAUGCAAAGUAUACCAAAAGAUUCGUUUUUAAUUUUCUAAUUAUUUUCCUAAUUGUAUUUGUAUUUUUACCUUUAACUUUUUAACGUCACUCUGCAAUUUUAUUGAUUUUUAAGUUCAUUUAAUAUUUUUCGUCUCGCUUUAGUCAACAGAAUUUCUGUAAAAGAAAAAAGAAGAAACAAACAAAACACAAAAACCAAACUCGAAAACUGUCAUAGAAAAACUAUUAAAAAGAAAGGAAGAAACAAACAAAAAUACCAUUUUACAUUUGUUUAUAGUUUUUAUGGAAAGCCUUAAAAUAAAAUUGUAAUUCCACACGCUUUUAUUUUUAUAAACUAAAACUAAAUCACAACAUAAAGAGGAAAACAUUUAUAUUAUCUUAA
Molecule: messenger RNA, 8357 nt
Organism: Drosophila eugracilis
Lineage: Eukaryota; Metazoa; Arthropoda; Insecta; Diptera; Drosophilidae
Gene: mei-P26
Product: E3 ubiquitin-protein ligase TRIM33
Exons: 8
Coding region: 927-4526 (1199 amino acids)
Biological process (GO): positive regulation of DNA-templated transcription
Cellular component (GO): nucleoplasm; chromatin
Molecular function (GO): ubiquitin-protein transferase activity; zinc ion binding; protein binding
Source: RefSeq, a predicted model, not a curated record